AGCGUUUAUGCGACUCGACCGAGGUAUAGCAUUUUUACCUGUACCGUAAUGGCGCACCUGGCAGUUUUGAGGAUGACCUACUUCCGAUAAGUUUAACCCGAUUACGACUGCAGUUCAGAGUUUACUUUGCGUACAUAGUGUAUUUUAUACUUAAGAGAGUAAAUUAUUUUAUACACAUUGACUUACCUGUACGCGGAUAACAGAAUUUCCAACUUUGUGUCAAAAUAGGAAGUAAACAACUGCAUUUCGCGUCUGGAGAUUCAAACAGAGGUUGUCAUCAUGAGUUUAAAAGGUGUCGAUUCCUUGGACGAGAUUCCGUGGAUUUUUCGAGUAGGAUUUAUUCUACUACUUGUUUCCUGCCUUUUCCAUGUGAUUGGACUUGGAUCCGCUCACUGGGCCCUGACGGCCACUGACGAAUAUGGAACUGUGGAGUUCGCUGGCCUCUGGGAGAAAUGUGCAGAUCUGAAUUUGGGAGGGGAUGAAGCUGACUUUCAAUGUCAGGGUUUCGUCUGGGAAGAUGUUCAAGUUUCCCAUUGGUUCCGGACUAUUCAGACAAUGCAGUCAAUGAGCUUUAUUGGAAUGCUUGUGGUUGCUCUUCUAGCAGCUAUGUACAUGUUUGUCCCCGACCUGAGAGGCUACGCAACUCUGAGAUAUAUCUGUGUCCUUCUCCUAUUUGUGGCAGGACUCUUUAUUGUGACAACAUGCAUCGUGUUUGGAGCACUGAAAGAUGUCCAGAAAGCAAGAACCAUGCCCAAAUCGUAUGUGAAACUUUCCUGGAGCUUUGUGCUAGCCCUACUGGCUGGGAUCCUUGACUUUGUCGUUGCCAUUAUCUUCAUCAUUGGAGGAGAGAGAAAUGAUUAAUUAUUUCAACAUUGAUUUGUCCAGUUGAUUGUAUUUUGGUAAAAUCUAUUUCUAAAAGCAAAAAAACGAAAAUAAAAAAGAUCGAAAUAGAAAACAAAUAGUAAAUAGGAAUGAACCCAUCUUCGCUAACCGAGGGUUACAAUUUACCUUCUCCUACCCUUGGCUAGGGAAGAUGGAAUGAACCUUACAACGAGUCGACAGAAAGAAUUUCUUUCCAAAAUAUUUCAUUUCAUUUAAUCAAGUUUCAUAUUAGACAAGUGGAGAGCAUUCCGACUGUUUUAAUAACAUUUCCCAUUAGAAAUAGACACAAACCUUUCCAUUUCAAAACUUCUACUUUUCUAGUCAAAAUUAAUCAUUUUCAAAAAAAGCUUUAAAGAUUUUAAAAAAGUCAUUUCUGGUUGGCUUCUAUAGAAAAGGAAUUACUUGCAUGACUAAGUACCCGGGGUAUAUACAUUUGAUUCUUCAUUUAGGAAAAAAAAAAAAAAUAACCAACCGUGUAGAUGAAAGUAUAAACAUGGAUUAAAUUGGCACAAGAAAAGUUAAACAUCUUAAUCAAAUUUCUCAAGUCAGCCGCGCGCAGCAGCAUGAAAUUUUGUGCAAGAAAAAGGACAUGAAACCCAUCAAGCCUAAGCUCAGGUUUGCAUUACGGUACAUGUUUUGUAAACAAAAUUAUUGAAAAGAAAUUUUCUCCAGGCUAAGCUAGUAGAGUAUUUUUCAAAUUAAUCACUCAUCGCAAUUUUUUUACAUGUCAAAUACAUGUAUACAUAAUUUUAAUUUUCGAUAGGUCGCACCAUCGUUUCAUUAAUUUUUUUGCACUACAGAAAAAGAUAAUUGAAAUUCCCAUAUGAAGUUGUUUUGGAGCUGACUUGUCCACUAAAUAUUGACGACAGAAAAUGUCUAAAUCCAUGACACUUUCAAAUGAAUUAAAUCGGGAAGUCAUAUUGUCUUUCAGGAUUUCCAUCCCUUGAACUUUUUUUACAAUGAAUGAUUGCCUGGAUUUCUGUUUAUAGAAAUAGAUUCAGAAAAACUCAUUUCAUUCUUUAAUAAAUAUUUCAAGUUUUAAACACAAUGUAAUUCCUAUCCAAAGAUUCUCAUUCUAUUAUUUUCAAUUUUUAAAAUGAGAAAUCAAAUUUAGGAUGUUACAAUGUAUCACCUGUAUCUAACUUUCAUAAACUAUUUCUAGCAGAUCUUACAUUUCAACUGAAGUACACUUUUCACUUCCUUCUUGUCAUUAAAACCAUUUAUCAUCUUUGAAAUGUCAUACAUUAAUAAUUUCUACUGCAAUUAAUUUGAUAAUUAAAUGUUAUAUUCAUUUUUAUUCAUGGUUGUGUACAGUGUAUAUAAUAUACAUUCAAGUGUAUUUGUAAAUAUUUCUCAUAUUCACCUACGAAACCAAAAGAAAUUUAUUUUUGUACUGAAACAAUGUUUUGCAAUCAUUACCAGGUAUUUACCAGUUUCUUAAAUUCUCUUUUUUUUUCCACAAUCUGCUGCAGCUGUUAUCAUUGUAAAAUUGUUGAACACAUAUAAAGUAUUAAAUUACUUACAGACGAUAAGAAUACUGGUAAAAAUAACACACCGGUAUAUAUACAUACCUUUGGUACAGAAAUUUAGCUCCUGGUAUAUGGUGAUAUACCAUCAGUAUGUAAAUAGAUGUAGACCUUCAGGUGAGUUACUGUUAUCUACAGCUAUACAAAGAUAAAUUGUGUACCUAUUAUGUACCUAUUGUGUACCUAUUAUGUUGAUGAACAAAUGUCUCUUAGACAAACAGUAGUUACAUCAAUGUUUUGCCCAGCAUUACCGUAUCUUGGCAUUUCCUGACUUUGGACACACCAGUACUUUACAUUAAAUUUCACUGCCAGAGCAGAAAUUCAUUUCUACCUUGUAACACUAACAGUGCUCCUGGCUUCCCUACUGUAGUGAUUUUUGUAGAUUUCUUGAGAACAAGUUUGACCUUACGAUCAUAGCUAAAUCGAGGUGUCUUAAAGAGGAGUAUUAUUGAUAAAUGGUAAUCAAGUAAAUAGAGAGCAUUAACCAAGAUAUCCUUUAUUUACAUAUUUCUUUAUCUGUACCCGAGUCAGAGUUUCCUCUGACCCCUACACCAGACAUCUGUCUGAAUGUCCAAGUCUGGUGUUUUAUGGUUAGAUGAAACUUGGGCUAUCCAUACCGAGCCAGUGUUUCCUCUGACCCCUCUACCAGACAUGUCGGAAUGUCCAAGUCACUGUUUUAGGGCCAGAUGAAACUUGGGGUAUCCAUACCCGAGCCAGAGUUUCCUCUGACCCCUCUACCAGACAUGUCAGAAUGUCCAAGUUACUGUUUUAGGGACAGAUGAAACUUGGGCUAUCCAUACCGAGCAAGAGUUUCCUCUGACCCCUCUACCAGACAUAUCAGAAUGUCCAAGUCACUGUUUUAGGGACAGAUGAAACUUGGGCUAUCCAUACCGAGCAAGAGUUUCCUCUGACCCCUCUACCAGACAUGUCAGAAUGUCCAAGUCACUGUUUUAGGGACAGAUGAAACUUGGGCUAUCCAUACCCGAGCCAGAGUUUCCUCUGACCCCUCUACCAGACAUGUCAGAAUGUCCAAGUCACUGUUUUAGGGCCAGAUGAAACUUGGGCUAUCCAUACCCGAGCCAGAGUUUCCUCUGACCCCUCUACCAGACAUUUGUCAGAAUGUCCAAGUCUGGUGUUUUAGGGCCAGAUGAAACUCAGGCUAUCCAUACCCCUUUUCAUUUUAUGUAUCAACCAAAAAGAUGUUUUAGAAAUGGAUUUUUUUUUUACAUAUACAUGUAUUACCAUUAAACAAAAUGUAAUCUAGAUUUUGAAUAUUUAAGUGUUCAAUAGAAACUAAUAUUGUUGACUUAAAGACAAAGGAAGUUGUAUGUAUAUAUUGUAUCUGUAGUAUAAUACCACACUAUCACAGAAAUUUUACCAUAAUCGUUCAUAAAUGAGACCACCACAUUUAUUUUUAUAAACUGAAUCAUUUUUUAUCUUCUAUCAUUUAAUGAAAAGAUUUACAAGCCAUAUGAAAACUGUUGUUCCGAACAUUAAUUUCUGUAUUCCUGUUUGUGAUUGGUUGUGUAUUUAUUUUGUCGAUUGCGAUACAGUUUUAUUCUCGUAAAGAGCUUGGUUAUGCUGUAGAUGUAAAGACAAUAAUUUAUUUAAUACACUAAACUUUUUACAAUCUUUGUGUGAUUUGGUUAAAAAAAAUCUUGUUGCUACAAAAACUACAGAAUGUUUUUCCAAACUUCUUUUUUUUUCACAGAAUUAGAAUAUGUUAUGUUUUGUGUUAGUGUAGAGUCAAUUAACAGUUAGUCACUUACAAGUUUUUGGGCCAAAAUCAGAAAAAUCCAGAAUUGUGUAUUACAUUGUAUAUGGUUAUAUUUUUAUUAGUUUCUGUAAAAUAUCAAUAACAAAAUGAUAUUACACAUUACGCCUACUAAUACCCCUCCUUGGCAUAAUAAACUAAUCCAGAUCAAUAGUUUUUGGGUAAAUUAUCAUGUUGAAAGGGGCGACAUAAUUUAAUCCUGAUUGCCAUAUCUUGUAUUUUUUUUUUGAAUUAUUAUAAAUCAAAACAUCUAUGGAAAGUGUAUACAUUAAAUGGAUUGCUAGGUGUGUUCUUUUGAUGACAACUUGUUAUUAUCAGAUGGUAUUUUUCAUUUUGGAAGAUUUUCGGGCAUUGAUUACACAUGUUUAAACAACUAAGAUCACUCUUUAAUUUUAGAAUGCAGCGAGACUAAAAGGUAAUUUGAAAGAAAAAAAAACCUGAACAUUUUAGCUAUAUACAUCGGUAAUGUCACCAAUUCUACAAAUACUCUUUCAUUCUGCUGUACAGACAUUUAAUUGACUGCUGACUUAGCCCUGAGGUCUAAAAACAAUAUAUGUAUACUUUUACAACUAUGCAUCAUAUAAUCAUAGGAACUAGAAGAAAUUUUCUCGUUUGAGUUAUCUCCCUUUUGCUGAAGUGUAAAUAUAACAAAUGUAAUUUGUAAAUAGUUUUUUAUCAGCGAUUUAAAGAUGUAUUUUCUGUCUAAUGAAUAUGUACCAGACAAUAAACUACUGAUUAUAAACAUGAA
Molecule: messenger RNA, 4930 nt
Organism: Pecten maximus
Lineage: Eukaryota; Metazoa; Mollusca; Bivalvia; Pectinida; Pectinidae
Cellular component (GO): membrane
Source: RefSeq, a predicted model, not a curated record